Messenger RNA from Fusarium redolens, 339 nucleotides. RefSeq lists its product as uncharacterized. NCBI's taxonomy places the organism in Eukaryota, Fungi, Ascomycota, Sordariomycetes, Hypocreales, Nectriaceae. The record is from RefSeq and is a predicted model, not a curated record. The transcript has a single exon. The annotation marks the transcript as partial.
UUUUGGGAUUUUCUAAAGCUUCUCUUCCAGUUUUGCAUCUCAUUAAGCACAAAAUCCUUCCUUAAUGGCCAAGCCAGCUCUACGAUACUUAUUUACUUCAGCGGCAUUCUUGGUUUCUCAGAUAACAGUCGUCAAUUCCUACUAGCUCGGCCUUAUUGCCCACAGCUAUCAUGCCUCGUGUAUGUCCAACGGUUGCUCUUUCUGGAGUAUGCGUUGCCGCUUCACCCUUAUCACACGCUUGGAAUCCAGCAACGACCACAGGAACAGCAACUUGAGCAGCUGAACGACAUCCGUGGAAGGUAUAUGGUGGCAAGCUCGCAGACAGCACUUGCAGAGUGA